Camelus dromedarius (Arabian camel) is the source of this 5433-nucleotide messenger RNA. RefSeq names its product serine/threonine kinase 36 (gene STK36). Gene Ontology annotation, biological process: protein phosphorylation. Lineage: Eukaryota; Metazoa; Chordata; Mammalia; Artiodactyla; Camelidae. The record is from RefSeq and is a predicted model, not a curated record. Gene Ontology annotation, molecular function: ATP binding; protein kinase activity. The transcript is spliced from 27 exons. Gene Ontology annotation, cellular component: cytoplasm. Bases 203 to 4150 code for a protein of 1315 amino acids.
UCUCCCACACGCCUGAACGCCUUUGUCCUCCGGACCUCCGACCAGUUCUAGAGAGUAAAAUGGGUAACAAUGGGAGUCUAAAGAGCACGCAGUUGGGGGUGGAGAAGAAUGGCCUCCCAGAUGUGUGGAACUGUCCCUGGAGUUGUAGCCCUUCACCAUCACCUCUACCUUCUUCCUUCUGAGGGAUCCUGAAAUCUCUGUCAUGGAAAAGUACCACGUGUUGGAGAUGAUUGGAGAAGGCUCUUUUGGGAGGGUGUACAAGGGUCGAAGAAAAUACAGUGCUCAGGUGGUGGCCCUGAAGUUCAUUCCAAAAUUGGGACGCUCAGAGAAGGAGCUGAGGAAUCUGCAACGAGAGAUUGAAAUCAUGCGGGGUCUGCGGCAUCCCAACAUUGUGCAUAUGCUUGACAGCUUCGAGACUGACAAAGAGGUGGUGGUGGUGACAGACUAUGCUGAGGGAGAGCUAUUUCAGAUCCUAGAAGAUGAUGGAAAACUUCCUGAAGACCAGGUUCAGGCCAUUGCUGCCCAGUUGGUGUCUGCCCUCUAUUAUCUGCACUCCCACCGCAUCCUCCACCGAGACAUGAAGCCUCAGAACAUCCUCCUUGCCAAGGGUGGUGGCAUCAAGCUCUGUGACUUUGGAUUUGCCCGGGCUAUGAGUACCAACACGAUGGUGCUGACAUCCAUUAAAGGCACACCACUCUACAUGUCUCCAGAGCUGGUGGAAGAAAGACCAUACGACCACACCGCAGACCUCUGGUCUGUGGGCUGCAUACUGUAUGAGUUGGCAGUAGGCACCCCUCCCUUCUAUACCACAAGCAUCUUUCAGCUGAUCAGCCUCAUUCUCAAGGACCCUGUGCGCUGGCCCCCCACCAUUAGUCCUUGCUUCAAGAACUUCCUGCAGGGACUGCUCACCAAGGAUCCCCAGCAGCGUCUGUCCUGGCCAGACCUCUUACAUCACCCCUUUAUUGCUGGUCGUGUCACCAUAUUAACUGAGCCAGGAGGCCCAGAUUUGGGUACCCCGUUCACCAGUCGCCUUCCCCCAGAACUUCAAGUCCUAAAGGACCAACAGGCACAUCGGCUGGCCCCCAAGGGCAAUCGAUCUCGCAUCUUGCGUCAAGCCUGUAAACGCAUGGCAGAGGAGGCCAAGCAGAAGAAACAGCAGAACACAGGACCUCCCCUUGAGCAAGAGGAUGGGAUCAACAAGGUGGCUUCUGGCUCAUCUCCUCUGCCCAGACCAAAGACCACUCCUCAGGAACCAGGCCUCUUGGCUGGGAUCUUGACCUCAGAAAUGAAGAGCAGCUGUGCUGAGUGGGGGGCUGGGGAGGCUCCCCCUGCACCUCGGGAAAACUGGAUUAUCCAGGACUAUGAACGAGCACCCCCAGAGCUGAGGCCAGAGGUGGUGGGCCGGCGGAGCCUUGACGCAGUGGACCUGGAAAAUGAGGAGCCAGACAGUGAUGAUGAGUGGCAACACCUGCUGGAGGCCACUGAGCCCGCACCCAUCCAGCUGAAGGCCCCUCUCACCCUGUUGUGCAAUCCUGACUUCUGCCAGCACAUCCAGAGUCAGCUGCAUGAGGCUGGAGGGCAGAUCCUGAAAGGCGUACUAGAGGGUGCUUCCCGCAUCCUUCCUGCGCUCCGGGUCCUGAGCAGUCUUCUGUCCAGCUGCAGUGACUCUGUUCCCUUGUAUUCCUUCUGCUGUGAGGCAGGGCUCCCUGGGCUGCUGCUCAGCCUGCUCAGACACAGCCAGGAGAGCAACAGUCUCCAGCAGCAAUAUUGGUAUGGGACCUUCUUACGGGACCUGAUGGCUGUGAUUCAGGCCUACUUUGCCUGUACCUUCAAUCUGGAGAGGAGCCAGACAGGUGACAGCCUACAGGUAUUUCAGGAGGCCGCCAACCUCUUUCUGGACAUGUUGGGGAAACUACUAACCCAGCCAGAUGACUCCGAGCAGACUCUGCGGAGGGACAGCCUUAUGUGCUUUACUGUUCUGUGUGAAGCCAUGGAUGGGAACAGCCAGGCCAUCUCCAAAGCCUUCUACUCCAGCCUCCUGACGACACAGCGGGCUGUGCUGGACGGACUCCUUCAUGGCUUGACAGUUCCACAGCUCCUGUUCCACACCCCGCCAGGAGCCCCCCAAGUGAGUCAGCCACUGCGGGAGCAGAGUGAGGAUCUGCCUGGAGCCAUUUCCUUAGCGCUGGCAUCCAUAUGCACUGCUCCUGUGGGGCUGCCUGGCUGUUGGGAAGCCAAGGAGCAGAUCUCUCGGCAUUUGGCAAAUCAACUCACCGAAGACAGCAGUCCGCUGAGGUCAUCCCUUGUCUCUGGCCUGAAGCAUCCCAUCCUGUGCCUACCCCUUCUCAAGGUUCUGUACUCCUGCUGCCACGUCAGUGAGUGCCUGUGCCGUCUUCUAGGGCAAGAGCCCCUGGCCUUGGAGUCACUGUUGAAGUUGGUGCAGGGCAAGACAAAGGUAGUGAACUGGGAAGAGUCUACGGAAGUGACGCUCUACCUCCUCUCCCUUCUUGUCCUUCGGCUCCAAGAUCUGCCUUCUGGAAUGGAGAAGCUAGGCAGCGAGGUUGCUACCAUCUUUACCCAUUCGCCCGUCGUCUCGCUUGUGAGCGCGGCAGCCUGUCUGUUGGGACAGCUUGGUCAGCAAGGAGUAACUCUGGACCUCCAGCCUGUGGAGUGGAUCGCUGCGGCCACACAUGCCCUGUCUGCCCCUGCAGAGGUCCGGCUGACUCCACCAGGGGGCUGUGGAUUCUACGAUGGCCUCCUCAUCCUGCUGCUUCAGCUCCUCACCCAGCAGGGGAAGGAUAGUCCAAUAAGAGAUGUGGCUGGCUCAGAAAUGUGGACUGUUCUGUGGCAUCGCUUCUCCAUGGCUCUGAGGCUCCCUGAAGAGGCAUCUACACAGGAAGAGGAACUGUCACUGUCUAGUCCACAAAGCCUAGAGCCAGACUGGACACUGAUCUCACCCCAAGGCACGGCAGCCCUGCUGAGCCUGGCCGUGGCCACCUUUACCCAGGAGCCUCAGUUAUGCCUGAGCCACCUGUCUCAGCAUGGAAGUAUCCUCAUGUCCACCCUGAAGCAUCUGCUCUCGCCCAGCUUCCUGCAUCAGCUGGGCCAGGCGUCUCAAGGGUCUGAGUUUCUCCCCGUGGUGGUGCUCUCUGUCUGCCAACUCCUCUGCUUCCCCUUCGCCCUGGAUGUGGAUGCUGACCUCCUCGAAGGUAUCUUGGCUGACCUCACAGACUCAGAAGUCACAGCCCACCUGCUGCAGGUCUGCUGCCACCAUCUUUCAUUGACACAAGUCGAACUGCCCGUCAGUCUUCUCACACGCCUGGCCCUCACGGAUCCCACCUCUCUCAAGCAGUUUGUGAACACAGUGGCUGCCUCCCCUAGAACCACCAUCUCAUUCCUCUCAGUUGCCCUCCUGGGGGACCAGCCGCUGCUGACCUCUGACCUCCUCUCCCUCCUGGCCCACACCGCCCGGGUACUGUCUCCCAGCCACUUGUCCUUUAUCCAAGAACUCCUGGCUGGCUCUGAUGAAUCCUAUAGGCCCCUGCGCAGCCUCCUGGGCCACCCAGAGAAUUCCGUGCGGGCCCGUACUUAUGGACUCCUGGGACACUUGCUCCAACACAGCGCAGCCCUGCGUGGGGCCCUGCAGAGUCAGGCUGGACUGCUCAACCUUCUGCUGCUGGGGCUUGGAGACAAGGACCCUGCUGUGCGGCGCAGUGCCAGCUUUGCUGUGGGUAAUGCAGCCUACCAAGCUGGUCCCCUAGGACCUGCCCUGGCAGCCACGGUACCCCAUAUGACCCAACUGCUUGGAGAUCCUCAGGCUGGUAUCCGGCGCAAUGCUGCAUCAGCUCUGGGCAACUUGGGGCCUGAGGGAUUGGGGGAGGAGCUGUUACAGUGCCAAGUACCCCAGCGGCUCCUAGAGAUGGCGUGUGGAGACCCCCAGCCAAAUGUGAAGGAGGCUGCCCUCAUUGCCCUCCGGAGCCUCCGACAGGAGCCCUGCAUCCAUCAGGUGCUGGUGUCCCUGGGUGCCAGUGAGAAAUUAGCCUUGCUCUCUCUGGGGAAUCAGUUACUGCCGCAUAACAGUCCCAGGCCUGCCUCCGCCAAACACUGCAGGAAACUCAUUCACCUCCUGAGGCCAACCCACAGCACGUGAUCCCAGAUUCCUGGGGUCCAGCCUCCAACCUUCAUUGCCUUCCUGUCGCCAACUCUUCCUUUUUCUACUCUACAAGCCACCAACUCAACCGAGAGCUAAAGAGACUGAAAGAGAUAAGAUGCCAAUCAACUGAUUUGAGAAGGAGAACAUAGAAGAGAUUUAUGUAUAAAGCUCCUUCUUUCCCCCAGAUUCAGGAUGAUUUCAACCAGUAAACUUUAUUGUUGUUGGUGCCAGAGGAGAUUCCUUCCUUCUCUACAUCCAGGGGUCUUUUUUCCAACAAUGUGCCUUUAACCCCAGGAACAUGGCUCCCAGACCUUAGGGAGACACCUUCUACCUGAGAGAUCUCUUCCUUUCUAGAGCUCCUGUAAUCUUCCCAGCAGGUUCUUGCUUUAGAUGCACUGACCCCAAGACAGUGAUGAAGACAGAGCCUGCCUCAGCUCUAGGCUGUGGAGAUAGAUGCUAUCAGCCCCUGUUGUGGAGGACUCCCCAGCCUGUAGCCCACAUUCCCAUCCAUGGGGCCAUGGGGGUGGGGUGGGGAGUGUACCUUUUUCUUUCUUUCUUUCCUUCCUUCUUUCCCUCCCUCCCUCUCCUUUUCUUUGUUUCUUUGUUUCAUUGUUUCUUUCUUUUUUUCUUUUUCUUUCUCUGUCUCUGUCUCCCUCUAUUUCUCUCUCCUGUCUCGCUCUCUCCCUCUCUCCCUUCUUUUCUUUUUGGUAGUUCUGUUUGUAAACUCUUGUAAUAAGAGGUAUGCCUUACCCUACUUGGAGCUGCCAAGGUAAAGGGUUGGGAGGUUCAGCUCUUAUAGCUGCUUUGUGUGCUGAAAGAACUGGUGUCCUGUUCAAACAAGAUCCUGGUUUGAGAGCUGGUUUUAUCUUUUCCUGCCUUCCAGCAUCCUACCUCCCAGAUGAGCUACAUGUGGUCUCCUACUUCCAAGCCAAGGCCAGUGGAGCUGAAAUGGGAAAGAGUAAGAUUAAACAGAAGGGUAAAUUGGAUUGCUUUGUGAUCUCAAGCUUAGUGACUAGUUUUAAUUGGUGGAGUUUCAAUGUAUAGGGAAGCCCAGCUGCUUUAGAAGGACGGCUGUUUAUGGAGAUUGUGCAGUUUACCAGAAGGGGUGUUUGGCAGGCCCAUUAGUUAGAAUCCUAAUCCAUACUGGAAAGCUUAAACCUUCACUCACUGGACGGCUUGUGACAAGCUAAUUUCUCCAUCCAAAACUAGGGAGACUACUUUAUCCUUCCUUAUAUUCCAAUUGUUUUAGAUGAGUAAAGUGUCCUUAUUUUUAUAGGAAA